CCAUUUCGGUGUCCCCGGCAAUAACGAAACAUUGAGGACGUCCAUAGAAAGAACUACAAACAGCCUGGAGCGAUGCCAACGGGCAGCUCCCAACACCGCCCAACCUGGCUCUCGUCUGCACUUUUAUUAGACAAUAAAACUUCCUGAAUGAGACACAACCCAAAACAAGACUGGAAGAUAACCGAACAACACGUCCCCGUCUUCAUUCAGCUUUAUUUAGUCGCACUGGAGUGCUAACAGAAUAGAUUGAAUCACCUGGUCUCGAAGCUGCUGUUCUAACGUUACUUCGUUACCUAUAGAGGUGAUUUGCUGUUUUCCGGUCAACGGUCCGCCGCUUCUCUCAUCACUGGCAACCAUCUUUUAUCAGAUCCUUGUCUGCUCCCAUUCUGUCAGUCUCCAUGACUGAUUGAAUGCAGUGAAACCGGCAUCAGUGGACGAGUGCACGCACAGGGGUCCAUCGAUUGGUCAAGGAUGACCAUGGGAGACAUGAAGAAUGAUGCAGCUGCUGCCUCGCUGGCUCCGAUGGCUCUCUACACCGUGAUGUUUCCUGUCUUUAAGGAGUUGGAGAAGAUCAAUUUAUCAGCAGCGCAGACCUUGAGAACCGCUUUUAUAAAGGCAGAGAAGGAGACCCCGGGCCUUACCCAGGACGUUGUUGUCAAAAUGUUGGAAAAGAAGAAGUUAAAAAUUAACUAUAACGAGGCUCUGCUUCGCAUGGCUGGAGAUGAUAUGCAGGAGUUGAUGAUUGACAGGAAAGAGCCAGAGUUCCAGGAGCUGAACGAGAGGGCCCGAGCUCUGAAACACAUCCUAAGCACCCUGCCUGAUGAGAUCAAUGACCGAAUGGGCUUGCUACGUACCAUCAAAGAUGUUGCCAGUGCCAUCAAGGAGCUGCUAAACACAGUUAAUACUGUCUUAAGGAAAUACCAACAUCAGAACAGACGGGUAGUGGAACAGCAGAAGAAAGAGUUUGUGAAAUACUCCAAGAGCUUCAGUGACACUCUCAAAACCUACUUCAAAGAUGGAAAAGCGGUAAAUGUGUUUGUCAGCGCCAACCAGCUCACCCACCAAACCAACAUGAUAAUGCGGGCCUUCAAGACUGGCAGCCCAGCGGCGGCGGCCCGAGAAGACGCGAAGAACAGACGCGCACAGACGCAGGAGAAGCGUUUUCAUUAGAAGACAGGCGAAACGAGGCUUUUUAAUUUGUAAAGGUGUUUUAUUAUAUUUUGGGGGGCUGUAUAAUUUAUAAUUCUGUGGCUCUGAGGGGAGAUCAGGUAGUUUCGAGUUUCAAAGCAAGUCAGGCUGACAGUAAUUGCUGGGGAUUUUUUUUACUCUCUUUAAUGUUGUUCUUUUAUCAGAUCCUUAAGUCAAUAUUUUCUACGCUCCCCUCUGCAUUUUCCACUCUGUUCAGAUCAUGUUGGUGUUUCCCUUGUCCUUAAAAGUUUGGCAAUUGCAUACAAGUCCUUAAAAGUUAUCAUUUUGGCAAUUACUAAUAUUCAGCCAAUAUGGUUUGCAGUCAUUUGUAAUUUGAUUGAUUUGCCAAAUGUUUUUAAAGACCAAGAUGCCAUCCUUAAAUGUUUUGUUUUUGUUUUUUUUUUGUUAUUUUGGUCUGACUAAAAGCCCACUGAUUUACUGGAGAUGUAAAAAUAUAUAUGUAUAUAUGAAUAUAUCUCAGUAGUUUCUAACCCUUUUUCUUUAGCUCCCCAUAGGUAUUAUCUAUAUGUGCCAUAUGUGUAUACACAUGUAUACUUAACUGGACUUCUCUCACUGUCUCGUAGUUUAAUGUUUUCAGCUACAGCGUUACUACUCCAAAGCUGCAGAUUUCAAUUCAUUUCAAAUGAGUGACGACUUAACCUUCACCCUGUUUACGCAGAUGUCUCUGAUUAUGAACAUAUUGUCUCUUUGUCACCUUCUGUUCAACUCCUACUCUGUAGUUUCCAUGACGUUUUCAAGGCCAGUGAAAAUAAAAUGAAGGGACCUGAACUUCCUUGAGAACUCUUAAAGAAGUCAUGACGAGUCAAACCACUUUUCUUCUUCUUCCUCUUGCAAAUUAAAGAGUUCUGACGUGUGAGAAAGAUUUUUCCAAAA
Molecule: messenger RNA, 2082 nt
Organism: Oreochromis aureus
Lineage: Eukaryota; Metazoa; Chordata; Actinopteri; Cichliformes; Cichlidae
Gene: pdcd10a
Product: programmed cell death 10a
Exons: 8
Coding region: 472-1170 (232 amino acids)
Biological process (GO): positive regulation of MAP kinase activity; regulation of Golgi organization
Cellular component (GO): Golgi apparatus; FAR/SIP/STRIPAK complex
Molecular function (GO): protein kinase binding
Source: RefSeq, a predicted model, not a curated record